This is a messenger RNA of Cryptomeria japonica (Japanese cedar), 3245 nucleotides long. RefSeq names its product putative leucine-rich repeat receptor-like serine/threonine-protein kinase At2g24130. NCBI's taxonomy places the organism in Eukaryota, Viridiplantae, Streptophyta, Pinopsida, Cupressales, Cupressaceae. The transcript has 2 exons. Gene Ontology annotation, molecular function: ATP binding; protein kinase activity; receptor serine/threonine kinase binding. The record is from RefSeq and is a predicted model, not a curated record. The coding region runs from base 16 to 3057 and encodes 1013 amino acids. Gene Ontology annotation, biological process: protein phosphorylation.
CUGAGCUCAAUAUAGAUGAAGAUGGCUUUAGUUUUUCUCCUCCUUUUGUUUCUUUCUGCACUACCUGUUUACUCUUCCCAUUCUUCUCCUUCUUAUCAAUCUGAUGAAGAAGCUCUCCUGGCUUUCAAACAUUCCCUCUCUCUUGACUCUCAGAACUCCUUGUUCGAUUGGUCUCCACAUCACUCUUUCUGCAACUGGACUGGCAUUCUCUGCUCUUCUCGUCAUCAGCGUGUGGUUUCUUUGAAUCUUAUGGGUAUGUCAUUGCAAGGCCCUAUCUCUCCUUUCCUUGGCAAUCUUUCUUUUCUUAGAGUACUUUUUCUCAAGAACAAUAGCUUCCAUGGUCAAAUUCCUCCUCAGUUGGGGAGGUUGUUUCGCCUUAGAAUGCUUAGACUGUCUGUUAAUCAUUUGAGUGGCAGUAUUCCUUCCCAGCUUGGCCUUCUUUCACUGUUAAAAAACCUUUAUUUAGCAGAAAAUCAACUGACAGGCAUAAUCCCACCUUCUUUAGGAAACCUGUCUUCCUUAACUUCUUUGGAGUUGGGAGAAAACAGACUCCAUGGUGAUAUUCCUGUCGAAUUGGGUAUGCUUACUCAACUCAAAGUACUUGAUCUAAAUACAAAUAACUUGACAGGAGUGAUUCCCACUGUCAUUUCCAACUAUACACUUCUCCAAAACUUGACAUUAUUGAGUAAUCAAUUAUCUGGCCAUAUUCCCUGGGAAAUUGGUAAAUUAUCACAAUUGAAAGUACUACAGUUGUGGGAAAACCAACUCACUGGAGAAAUCCCAAGCUCCCUCUCUAAUUGCACUCAAUUGCAAACGCUUGAAUUAUGUAUUAAUCAGUUAAGUGGUACUGUGCCCUUGGAAUUCGGCAAACUGUUCCAACUUCAAUGGAUUAAUUUAUUUGAAAAUCAUCUUGUGAGCAAAAGGAAUGGUUUGUCUAUUCUAACAGCCUUGACUAAUUGUUCCUCUCUAGAACAUCUAGACUUCUCUUUAAAUUAUCUCACUGGCAUUUUGCCCUCUUCUAUUAGCCAACUUUCAAGUCAACUCUCCAAUUUUCAAUUGGAAUCUAAUAAAAUUGAGGGAAAUAUACCAAGUAGCAUUACCAACCUCACAAUGUUGACAUGGUUAGUCUUAUCUGACAAUCAUUUCAAUGGAACUAUUCCAUCAUCACUUGGUCAACUUCCACAUCUUGAACUAUUGCUUUUGGAUAGAAACAACUUAUAUGGAAGUAUCCCAAAAAGCUUAGGCCAAGCAAAAACGCUUGGGAUAUUAUCAUUGAGUGAGAACAUGCUUUCAAGGAAUAUUCCUAACAGUCUUGGUAGUCUCCCACAACUAAGAUAUCUUCUUCUUGAUCACAAUCAAUUGUCAGGGAAAAUACCUGGUAGUUUAGGGAGAUGUCAAACUUUGGAGCUAGUGGACCUGUCUCACAAUAAGCUGAAAGGAAAUAUGCCUCCAGAAUUAGCGGGUCUUAAAAAUCUCCAAAUAUAUUUCAAUAUUUCUAGCAAUUCCUUAGAAGGUUCUCUUUUAGAAAUGAGUGAAAUGGCAAUGGUCCAAGCUAUAGAUGUGUCUCUUAAUAACUUCUCAGGUGAAAUUCCUGUUGCACUAUCAAGUUGCACAAAUUUGCAAUAUUUGAAUCUUUCACACAAUUUGUUUUAUGGCCCAAUACCGACAGCACUCACAAAGCUCAAAAACAUUCAAGACAUUGAUCUCUCUAAGAACAAUUUGUCAGGUGCAAUCCCAAUAGCUUUCCAAGAGAUGAACAAACUUCAACAUAUCAAUCUCUCUUCAAAUAAAUUAGUAGGAGAGGUUCCAAAAGGAGGAGUAUUUGCUACAAUUGAUGAUUCAGCAAUUAUGGGAAAUCUUGGCCUUUGUGGUACAUGGAUACAAUUGUCACCAUGCUCUCAUUCCAAACACAAACAACCACUAGUCGCUAAGAAGGUGAUUAUCCCUGUUGUGGUUGGCAUUACAAUUUUCAUCAUGUCUUUUCUAUUGUUUGCAUUUUCCUAUAGAUGGAGACAUAGAAAGACCUUUGCUAUCAAUGUAUGGCCCCCACGAAUUUCAUAUGAACAACUUGUAGAUGCCACUAGUGGUUUUGGUGAAGCAAACCUAAUUGGAGUUGGUAGUUUUGGAACUGUUUAUAAAGGGAUUGUAAACAAUGGUACAAAUAUUGCUGUUAAAGUUCUCAAUUUGCAAGAUGAAAAUGCUCUCCGAACUUUUAAUAAAGAAUGUAAUGUGUUAAAAAGAGUCAGGCACCGCAAUGUGGUCAAAAUCAUUUCAGUGUGUUCCAAUCUUGAGUUUAAAGCAUUAAUUCUUCCAUUCAUGUCAAAUGGAAGUUUAGGCAGAUGGCUAUAUCCAGAAGGAGGAGAUGAAUGCAGAUUAAAUUUGACAGACAGAUUAAGAAUAGCAAAGGAGAUAGCAGAAGGAAUGGAAUACCUACAUCAUCAUUGCUUUGUGCAAGUCAUUCAUUGUGACCUGAAACCCAAUAAUGUGUUGUUAGGGGAUGACAUGACCCCAUAUAUAGCAGACUUUGGCAUUACCAAACUCCUAUUUGGUAAUUCAAUGAGUUCAUUAACAUCUACAAAUGCACUAAGGGGAUCAAUUGGAUACAUUGCACCAGAAUAUGGAAUGGGUGGAAAGGUUGCAAUAGAAGGAGAUGUAUAUAGCUAUGGGAUUCUACUUUUAGAGUUACUAACAAGGAGGAGACCUACAGAUGACAUGUUUGUAGAAGGAAUCAAUCUACCAAAAUGGGUAGGCAUAGAUUUUCCAAAUAAAAUCCCAGAAGUGGUAGAUACCAACUUGAUUGGAGAUGUUGAUGAAGCUGAUUUACCAAUGGUAUUUUCAUGCCUUAAUCAACUUAUGCAAGUAGGACUGGCUUGCACAAGGGAGCUCCCACAACAGCGUCCAAAUAUGAUGGCAAUAGUUAAAAGAUUAGAAAAAAUAACAGUGGAGUUUCUAAGUGCUCGAUCUUUUCAAUUGCCCAUAGAUAUCGAACCUUUUCUUCAGAAUGCAAAUGAUCGAAGAAAGAAUGAAAAUUGGUCUACAUCCACAUCUACAUCUUAACCCUUCAAUCAGCCUGAUUGAAACUAUUAAUUAUUCUCAUCUUGUAAUAGUUGUUUCCUGUAAAAGAAUAAUAUUUUAAAUUAAUUAGGUUAUGCACUGGCAUAUGUAAUGUUCAGCCAAACUCUACAGAUCUAGAGGUGGUGUGUAAUUUUAAAGGAAUGUAAUGUUAAAAAGAAUUUAUUUUUGCA